Cloeon dipterum is the source of this 2036-nucleotide messenger RNA. Its product is annotated as homocysteine S-methyltransferase YbgG-like. Bases 16 to 1119 code for a protein of 367 amino acids. Gene Ontology annotation, molecular function: S-adenosylmethionine-homocysteine S-methyltransferase activity. NCBI's taxonomy places the organism in Eukaryota, Metazoa, Arthropoda, Insecta, Ephemeroptera, Baetidae. The record is from RefSeq and is a predicted model, not a curated record. Gene Ontology annotation, biological process: S-methylmethionine cycle. The transcript is spliced from 6 exons.
CCUAGUGCCUGGUGCAUGCUGCCUGCCUGCCUGCCUGCCUGGCGACUGCGAAUACCGACCACACCCCCCUCUAAAAGCCUGCAUGGGAAUGAUUAUUGUUACUGCCUUCUGGUUUUGUUCGCCACCUCAUCUCAACUUUCAAGUUUGAUUUCACAAAAACACAUCGGCAGAUCGUGGUCAAACAUGAAGCCCACUGUGAUUGACGGCGGCUUUGGGACGCAAUUAGCCAGCUAUUUGGGUUCGUGUGUGGAUGAAGACCCUCUUUGGAGCGCCAGGAUGCUGUCCACCCACGCAGAUUUGGUCAUGAAGGUGCACUUGGACUUUUUGAAAGCUGGCGCUCAACUGAUUCGCACAAACAGCUAUCAAGCAUCGGUCGGUGGAUUUGUAGAGCACUUAGGCCUGAGUGAGGUGGAAAGUCUCGAACUCAUCAAGAAGUCUGUCCAGUUGGCACAAACUGCUGUUCAGAAAUACAAAGAAGAGAAUGACGCAGCGCCCGCUGACAUCCCGAUCUUGGGAUCGGUGGGUCCGUACGGAGCCUGCCUGCACGACGGCUCCGAGUACUUUGGCUAUGAAGGGAUGCAGCUGACCCUGGAGCAGUUGAUCGACUGGCACCGACCCAGAAUUCAAGCCCUCGACGAGGCCGGGCUCAAAGUGUUGGCGGUCGAGACGAUCCCUUCCCUGCUGGAGGCGCGAGCUGUUUCGCACCUUCUCAAAGAGGAGUUUCCUCAUCUCCGGUUUUGGCUUUCUUUCUCAUGCAAGGACGGCGAAAGAAUAUCUGAAGGCACCUUAAUUAAAGAUGCAGCAGCCGAGUGCUGGCAAAUUGCCUGUGCGCAGCUGGAAGCAAUCGGCGUGAACUGUGUGCAUCCUGCUUACGUUUCAUCCCUGCUGAAAUCAAUUAAAGAAGCUAAUUCCAGCAUACCUCUGGUUGCCUACCCCAACAGCGGAGAGCAGUACAUCGCUGGAAAAGGCUGGCAGGAGAACGGGGAGAAAGUGUCACAAUUUGUGCAGGAGUGGCUGCCCCUGGGAACUCGAUUUGUAGGAGGCUGCUGUCGCACCUACCCGAGGGACAUUGAAGAAAUAUUGUCGCAAGUCGGAAAAAUCUCAGCAGCGGAUCCGUGAACUCACUUUCAGCGCGGCACCAGCGGUCGUGGGCGGAAUCGGGGAGGAUCUAUGUGCAUCAAAUAUUAAAAUAUUUUUAUGCUUCAAAUGCGUGUGAUUCCUUACAGGGUUGAUACUUUGCAAUAGAAAUUAGUAAAUAAGACGCUCGAUUUAUAGUUUAAGAUGUCAAUACUUAAAUCUUAACAAGUAAUAUUAUUUUAGUUUGGAGAAGCAUACAUUUAACUUUUGUUGUAAUUUAAUGUUGAAAAAACGCGUUAAAACCACCUUUUUCUGUUAAAUAAAAAUUACUGUUGUAGACCUAUUUAUUUUAUUUCCAUUUCUUUUUAGCUCUAGAUAUCUACAAAGUGUGAAACCAACACAUUUUCGCAACUCUAGAAUAGUCGUGUCUUAGAAACUGCGCGCAAAACGUGGCCUUAUCCUAUUCUCCCUGUCUUUAUCUUUGUGAUGCAUGCUAAUAUAUUGAGCGGUGAUCUUCGCCUGCUCCGUCGCUGCACCUAACUGGUUUUUUAUUCAGACGAGUGAGUACACACACUUAAAAACUUUCCUCCCUCCUCUUGGCCAAGGGGAAGAACUUUAAACAGCUUCUCCGUAAUUUAAGAAUGUUAUCUUUGCAAAAGGAAUAGUCCCUGCAGAAGAAGGAGGAACGCAUCUUUCUCUCGCCUGCCCGCACACUCGAGAGAAAAAUGCGAGCGGGGACCGGGAGAAAGUUUUGUUGGUUUGAACUCGCAAAGUGAAAAAAGAAAUCUUGUGACACCGCCAAUCUUGAAUUCCGAACUUCCUAGCAACUUUCUCGGAAUGGGAAAUGGCAAUUAUUAUCUUGUGUGAAAGUUGCACGAAUAGUGUUCUUGUACGCCGGUAGUUUUUCUCGCAGCUGGAAUGUAUCUGAUGAAAAUAAAUUUUGAGAAAAGAAACGUAAA